CUGGUGUGUCUCCCAGCAGCUCUGGUGGGGCCACAGAAUCCCAGUGUACCACAUCACUGCAGCAGACGGCUGGGAGGUGUGGGUGGCGGCUGCUUGGAGGAGGAUGCAAGGCGGAAGGCUGUGGAGAAGGAAGGCACACCCUUGGCCUCCAUGUCCACCCAGCAGGAGGAAGAUGUUCUGGACACCUGGUUCUCCUCUGGCCUGUUUCCCUUUGCCUCGCUGAGCUGGCCGGGUCAGGGGAGGGGAGAGACCAUGCCUGACCUUGCUCGCUUCUACCCAACGACCUUGGUGAAGACGGGUCAUGACAUCCUCUUCUGGGUGGCUCAGAUGGUCAUGCUGGGACUCAACUUGACAGGGAGGCUUCUCUUUAAGACUGUGCUGCUGCAUGGCCUCCUGUGUGAUGGUGGCGGCCACAAGAUGUCCAAGUCCUGGGGCAGUGUGAUAGACCCCCUGGAUGUCAUCAAUGGGGCGUCCCUGGAGGUACUGUGUGAGAGGGUGGAGGGGAGCCUGAAUGCAUAAGAGGUACUCACUGGUAUCAGGAUGAACUCCCCCACAGGCAUCCCAGAGUGUGGAGCUGAUGCCCUUCGGUUCACUCUGUGCUCCACCAACUUCAAGAGUCACUGUGGCAUAGAUAGAUGAACGUGUAUGACUGUGGUGCUUCGAGUCUUGUGUGGAGUUACCAGGUUGGUGUAUGGAUGAAUAAAUGGAGUAGAGAUAAGAUUUUGGUGAGUGCUCUUGUAAGGUUAGGGUAGGAGUGCUUCUCGUCUCUGUCAAGGGCUAAGGUGUUGAGUGUUGAGUGAGUGUGAGGGUGAAAAUUGUGUGUUUUGGUAUAUGUAGGAGAUAAGAUUGUAGUGAGUGCUCUUGUAAGGUUAGGGUAGGAGCGCUUCUCGUCUCCGUCAAGGGCUAAGGUGUUGUGUGUUGAGUGAGUGUUUGAAUAUAUUUG
Scylla paramamosain (green mud crab) is the source of this 943-nucleotide messenger RNA. RefSeq lists its product as uncharacterized. NCBI's taxonomy places the organism in Eukaryota, Metazoa, Arthropoda, Malacostraca, Decapoda, Portunidae. The transcript has 4 exons. Gene Ontology annotation, cellular component: cytosol. The record is from RefSeq and is a predicted model, not a curated record. Gene Ontology annotation, biological process: valyl-tRNA aminoacylation. Bases 151 to 519 code for a protein of 122 amino acids. Gene Ontology annotation, molecular function: ATP binding; valine-tRNA ligase activity.